This is a messenger RNA of Saprolegnia diclina VS20, 855 nucleotides long. RefSeq lists its product as hypothetical. The record is from RefSeq and is a predicted model, not a curated record. Lineage: Eukaryota; Oomycota; Saprolegniomycetes; Saprolegniales; Saprolegniaceae. The coding region runs from base 1 to 855 and encodes 284 amino acids. The transcript has 2 exons.
AUGGCCGAUGCCCGCUGCCGCAGUACGGGCGGCCUCAAGUUCGACGCGUCCGAGCCGCCGCGCCUGCAGCGCCAGGGCGCGCUAGAGCACUGCGGCAAGUACUGGAAGCACUCGUGCUGCAACGCGACGCACAACCUGCCGUUGAAGCGGCUCGUGCUCGAACCGCUCGUCGCCAACGUCAACCGCCGCUGCCAGUCGCUCUCGGAAGAGCUCACGUGCUCGGCGUGCCACCCGCUUGUCGGCGCCGGCGCCAUCGACCGCAUCUGCAUCGACCUCUGCGACGACUGGUUUGACGCGUGCAAGGACGAGUUUUACAUGGCCGAGCACCACCGCCUCGCGCCGUGCUACGGCAACGCGCUCGUCUGCUCGCCGCUCAAGGACAUUGUGACCACGGGCGCGGCCUUUUGCCGCCACAUGGGCUACACGCCGGGCAAGGCCACCGACGCCGAGGGCAAGGACUGCUUUGACGGGUCGGUCCCCGACACGUACGGCGAACCCGAGCCGGCCGAGAAGGUCUCGGACGCGCUCUUCCGCAUCUUCCAGGAGCAGUCGUCCGAGCCGACCGAGUUUGUGCUGGUCGUGAUCCUCGGCACGAUCCUCUCGCUCUUCCUCUCGAUCAAAUUCUUCAAGCGCUGGCACCAUGCGCACCAGGAAAUGAACCGCGAGGCCGCGCGCCGGCGCCAGCAAGAGGCAUACCGAGCGAGCUACCACCUCGGAAAGGCCGCCGACACGGGCGCGACCGACGACGUCUCCAACUCGGAGUCCGAUUCCGACUCGGACUCGGACGACGCGCCCCAUCGUGGCCUGCCCAGCGACGUCGGGGACACCCACGAUGCUUCAACGCACGUCGAGUAG